CGAGGAUGGACCGUGUUUGCUGAUGAUCUACCAAGGACGAAGUGAACGCCAUCCCCAGCAUGUGAACUAAAUAGUUGGGCUAGUAGUGCUAGCAGGACGUGGUAUUGGUGAGAGCGUUCGUGAUAAUAAGUGUACACACUCUCUCUCUUCAUACGAAAUUUUAUUCGAACCUCACUGACUACGAACUUGACUCCUGCUCCUGAUUUCGCUAGGGUGGAGGUCCAGCCUUAUGUACUUUUCGGUGGGGGUUGAAGUGAAUGAAGAUUUCUGACCGGUACCGGUAGGUAGUGGUAUGCGAAGGAGGAAAAAUCUCGAUGGGACGAACUUUGCCUGCUAAGAAGGAAGAACGGAAUGAAGCUCAAACGGUCGUCACUCGUCUAAGACGUUGGUCGGUUCUCCACGUCACGUUUUGUGUCCGGGUUUGUCCUGUGCCCACUGGCCAACUGUUGAAACACUGGAAUCGAGCCAUGUGUGAAGAACAAAUUAAUCGGUAUUCUCAGAAACAUGAGAAUCUUUAGACUAAGUUAUGUGAAUAAUGAGACUGAAGUGUGUUAAAACAUUGUGACAUUAGUGUAAUCAAGUUUCUCGCCUGAAAAAUUUGUAAAAUUGUAAAAUAGUUCCGAUAGCCUUGUGUAAUAAGUAAGUUGCAAUCUUAAAACAAGUAAUCAAAAAAUGCUAACCUCUGUAGAAAAUUGUUUUUGAAAGUGCAAUAUUGAUAAGCCCAGCAAAAGAUCAAGAAAUCAAGUCACCCUCCCAAGGCAAACUAACAAUCAGAAGAAAGAUUUGCUAAAGAAAUCAAAAACUCAUACAAACGAAAAGAGGGAACUGACAAAGAAAACUACACAAAAACAGUGAACGCAUACAUCGACAACUCGAGCCAACACUUGCGCUAUCGCGCUGCUUAAGACUAAGACAGAAACGGCGGCAAACGGAAAGCCGGGAAAAACCUAUCUACCACCCGGUCCAAGCAUCCUUGCGGAGUGGGUGGCACGGUUCAAGAAAACGGAGAGACAGCAAUAAUCGAUUUCAAGAAAAGCAUCUUACUGAGCGGAGUCGGAAUCAGCCCAAAAUGAAAGAAAAUUCAAUGAUCGACGUCUUCGACGCGACGGACUUCAAUCCGGACAUGAUUCUGUCGAAUGUGUUCCUGGAUCCGGGUUUGGAUUUCAUGACCAGCAUCGAUGAGCUCAGUGAAAACAUUAUGCCACAGGAUUUUCUGCAAUUCGGGAACUCACUGUUCUAUCCGGAGCAGCAGCAGCAACAGCAGCCGGUGGACAGUGUCCAGCAGCCGUCGUAUCAACUACAAUUGCAGAACCAGCAGCCACUGCAGCAGCAAUUGCAGAUUUCGCAGCCGCUGCCGUCAGUACUGCUCCAACCGAAAUGUGUUGUUGAACAGAAGUCCGCCGAUGGAGUCAGCCGGUUUCAUCAACAGCAACAGCAGCAGACGACGACGACGGCGACGACGAUGCCAGGCGAUUAUGUAAAACAGGCGGUUGUACCUCAGGUGGCAACGAUGAUGCCAGAACCACCCAAAGUGGUUCCACCGCCGCAAUCCUGCAAAUGCGAGUUCUGCGAGUACCUCCAGGCAAAUCGAAUCAGUUUAAGUGGUUCCGGUGGAACUGGACCGGCAGUUGGAGGGGACCACGUGUUCCAGUGCGAGUUCUGCGGAGAAGGAUUUGCCAACCAGAGUAGCUUUAAUCGGCACCGUUGCGGUAGUACCGACAUCCAGGUGUACCGUUGUGAAUCGUGUAGGAAGGAAUAUGGGACAUCCCGAACCGAAUCUAGUAUUAAUGGGUUGGAGAGCAGGGGGAAAUGUGAUAUCUGCAACAGAAACUAUGUGCAAUCAACGACGGGAGAGGUGGGAGUAGUAGCGACGCUUUACGGGCAGGUCGGACGCCCUGCCCUGGCGGAGGCCAAUAGUAAAACCUCCGCCGUAGACAGUCCAGUGGAACACGACCUCAGCAGUAUUGAACCAUUUGGAUCGGACAGUGAAUGUAUUAGUGAAUUAUUGACGGACGGCGUCGUCGCAUCGGCGGGAACCGUCGUGGAACUUCAACAGACCAACCUUCCGGGGAAAACCUAUUUCGUCCUGGGGAACGUAGAAUUACAACAGAUGAACAACGGAGGAGGUUCCUACAUCCAGAAUGCCAAAAUCAGUAGCGAAUCGAGUGUUACCAGUUUGCAUCAGUACGAUCAGUACGAAGAUGAAGACUACUCGUCCAUGUCCGAAGAUGAAGCUAUUGUUCCAAUAGAACCUUAUGCCAAAUCGCCCAACCAGGAGCAAGCCAAAACAGAGUUGCCAAUUCAGGAAACGAUCAUCGACACCAGCAGCAAUGUGAGUCUUCCGUUCAGCGCUUCCGGUUUAACGGCCGCCAUUUUGGAGGAUGAAGGAAAAUGUGAUUCGUCCAGUAAAUGCACCGAAUUGAGCCAACCCGACCGUCCUUUCAAAUGUCACAUCUGCGAUCGAUCCUAUCGAAAUCACAAAAAUCUAAAGGCGCACAUCAAAGGAGCCCAUGAGGGAGUUCGAGCGAAUCAGUGCGAAAUUUGCGGAAAGAAUUUUUCCGGAAGUAGUUACCUAGUGAUUCAUCGGCGGAGACACACAGGCGAGCGACCGUUCAAAUGUAAUACUUGUGGGAAGGCCUUUGUUGACAGUCGUGCUCUGUCAGUGCACACUCGGUUGCAUACACCCGGCAGUCGGUUGAAAUGCAUGAAGUGUGAAAAGACUUUCUCUAGCGCUUCCGCGCUGACCGUGCAUAACCGAUUGCACACCGGAAUCCAUCCAUACAAGUGUGAAAUAUGCGAAAAGACUUUUCCCCAGUACAACAAUUUAAAGCAUCACAUGAAAAAACAUGAAGCUGCCACUGAGCAACGACAGAUUUCUCAGCUGGAUGCGAGCGCUAGUCCUUGUUCUAGCAUCAGUAGUAAUAUUAGUAGUAGUAGUAGUAGCAGCAGUAGCAGCAGUAGUAGUAGCAGUGGCAUUAGCAGUUCAGGAUCCUCACUGGAAUACAAGUGUAACGUUUGUAGUAAACCGUUCGGAACAUCGGAAGAACUGCAGACCCAUUUGAAUCAGCACUGUAAGGAUCGGCCGAAUCAGUGUGAAUUUUGCUCCAAGGUGUUCCCUCGUUCGUCUCAUUUGAUCAUUCACCGGAGAAGACAUACAGGCGAACGACCAUUCAAAUGUAAAUACUGCGAAAAAGCAUUUGUGGAUUCACGGGCUCUGUCAGUCCACACCAGGCUUCACACGGGAGAGCGGGUCACUUGCGACAUUUGUCUGAAAACGUUCGCCAGCAGUUCCGGGUUGAUCGUACAUCGACGCAUCCACCUGGGGAUUCACCCGUACAAGUGUGACUACUGCCCUAAAUCUUUUGCCCAAUCGACUGCUCUGAAGUACCACCUCAAGAAACAUGACACCGCCAAUCUACCGACGACAACCGGAACCGAUGAAACGGAAACUUCCAAUACCGAACAGAAAGAAUCCAGUCUGAAUUCGGAACAGAUGUCGGAUCAAUUUAUUCCGGCCAGUACAACGACAUGUUUAUUACCGAUCCAACAACAACAACAACUACAACAACAGCAACAGCCACAGCAAUCAAAAAAUGCAACCGGACAUGUCAAGUGUCAAGUUUGCAAUAAAUUUUUCCGUUCCGCAGAGUACUUAGCCAGGCAUCGACGGACUCAUUCUGGUGAGAGACCUUUCCAGUGCGAAAUCUGCGGUAAAAAUUUCAGCACAAUGAGUUAUCUUGUCAUUCACCGUCGCCGGCACACCUCAGAAAGACCGUACAAAUGUCCUAACGCAGAUUGCUCGAAGGCAUUCGUGGACAGUCGAGCGCUUCAGGAGCAUAGCCGAUCGGUUCAUUCGAAAAUUCGCGUGCCCUGCGAAACCUGUUCCAAGACUUACUCGAGCGUCAGCAAUCUGAUCGUUCACCGGCGUAUCCACAGUGGCAUUCACCCUUUCGAAUGUGACAUCUGUGGGCGAUCGUUCGCUCAGAAGAAUGCCCUCAAGUACCAUUUGAAACAACAUGUCAGCAAACAGGAACCAGAACCGAAACUGUAAAUCUACUAAAUCUACCAAACUACCAAGGAACCAAAUCAGUAUUGAUUCUAGUGUGUAUAGUAAAUAGUCCCAGUGAUGAAACUACAAACCAAAAUUUAAAAAAAUCCUAAUUAGAUGCCAGAGGAUGUUGCAUGAAUGUGAAUUAUUAUGUAAGGUUAUUGACAAUUUUAGAAAUCAAAUCGAACUAAAGUAAUGUAUCGAAUGCGGUAGAGUUUGUAAAAAGUAUGAAAAAACAAAAACCAAUAUACAAAAGAAUCGUUCCUUAUUUGAAGACUUUUAAACUAAUUUUAGAUCAAGUAAAUGGUAACAGACGUAAAACUAUGACGCGAGAAGUCGUGAACUAAACCAAAGUACGUAUAAGAGUAGCAAAAAACGAAUUUUUUGAUUUAUUACUAUCAAAUUAUGAAAUUAUA
Molecule: messenger RNA, 4464 nt
Organism: Malaya genurostris
Lineage: Eukaryota; Metazoa; Arthropoda; Insecta; Diptera; Culicidae
Product: zinc finger protein 271-like
Exons: 9
Coding region: 1070-4051 (993 amino acids)
Biological process (GO): regulation of transcription by RNA polymerase II
Molecular function (GO): RNA polymerase II cis-regulatory region sequence-specific DNA binding; DNA-binding transcription factor activity
Source: RefSeq, a predicted model, not a curated record